This is a messenger RNA of Didymodactylos carnosus, 528 nucleotides long. The record is from the annotation of a GenBank genome assembly. NCBI's taxonomy places the organism in Eukaryota, Metazoa, Rotifera, Eurotatoria, Philodinida, Philodinidae.
AUGUCAUCAACUGCGAGGGUGCCACUUAUGGAUAUGAGAUUAGGAUGGGAAUGGCCAGACCAACAGAUACGACAGGCACAAGAUGAGUAUAUACGUUCAAGUAACCGAUUUGAUUUGUUUUUAGACACCCACCAAGACAACCACUACCCAAUGCCAAAUCCAACAAAUACCGACCAACAGUACUUCAACGCGCAACGGCAUCCGGCCCCGCAAGUACAAUCACGGUGCACAAUUCCAAGCUCGAAACAAACCAAACCGUACGCACAACCAAACAACGCCCAACAGCAUGUCGCUCCACCAAUUACAUUAUUGGUCGAUAAUCCACGCGGACAAAGCACCACGGCACAGCAGCACCAGAACACGACAACAAUACCAACCACUAAAUCAAAUCAUGUCAUAUUAUCAGACUCAACAAUGCCACGAUUCCGACUGCCGCAACUCUGCAACAACACGGUCAACAUUCGUAUAAAAUCCAACUCCGGCUUUGGUGUACGAGACUACACCAACAAAUCACCAGUGGUCAGCUGA